AAUUCACGUGCAAAUAAAGAAGGGAAAAAAAUAAAGGCAACAAAUUUUAAUAGUUGAAAUUAUCAUUUACGGAACAAGUCAUUAUAUACAUAUAUACCAACUGUGAUAUAUAGUGAUAGUAUAUAGUGUGAUUGUGUUUUAUUGCUCGGUGUAAAAAGAUUCUUUACAUGUAUAUAGUAUAAGGAAACAGUAAAAUCUGGAUGAGUGAAAUAAGUUUGCUGCCGUGGAAAGCUUGUGCGUUUCCCAGGAAACUUUAUAAAAUACAUACGAAAGUUACACGGAGUACUUAAGUUGCAGAUGUAUAUUUUUGGAAAACUGUCCUGAUCCCACCUGCGACAUGUUCAAUCGGAAUUGGAACAGGUCGGCUAGCUGACAAACAAGACCGCGGAUUUUUGUUUUCUUUAAAUAAAGAUUUCGUCAUUCGACGGCCUUGAUAAUGACGUCAGAGACGUCAUCAGCAGCUGAUAGUCCGGCCUUGCUACAUCGGCCAUUAUUGACAACGUCUUCUGACAGCCGAUUAAAACACGGUAAAGGAUCUACGGAAAAGAAUCACGCACGUUUUUCACCACCUAGCGUGAGAUUUCAUAGUCUUGAUAUGGACCAGAAAACACUUCGGAGCGGAGGCGCAGGUGGACGUCUGGCAGCUCCGCGGAUGUCACUUUUGGGACGCCCGGUCAAUUAUCGGGCGACUCGUCGCGAUGCCCGCUAUCGUCGACUCCAAGCCCGUGUUUAUAAUUUUCUCGAACGACCCCGUGGCAUUUAUGCUGUGACUUACCACAUGAUAGUAUUUUGUAUGGUCUUUACUUGUCUGGUCCUUUCCGUGUUCAGCACGAUAGACGAAUACCAAGACGAGGCUGGCGUUCUACUUUUUUACAUGGAAAUGGUAGUUGUCGUCUGGUUUGCUGUCGAAUUUAUCUUUAGAUUAUGGUCCUCAGGAUGUCGAUCGAGGUACCAAACGGCCAUUGGCCGAUUAAAAUUUCUCCGAAGACCUUUUUGUAUCAUCGAUGUAAUAACAAUUCUCGCAAGUGUUGUUGUCCUCGCUAUGAGAAGCAGCGGUGUAUUUGCGGCGAGCGCAUUACGGGGACUUCGUUUUUUCCAAAUUUUACGAAUGGUCCGAAUGGAUCGUCGCGGAGGGACAUGGAAACUUCUCGGAAGUGUCGUUUAUGCCCAUCGUCAGGAACUCAUCACAACUUUAUAUAUUGGUUUUCUCGGUUUAAUAUUUGCCAGUUUUUUGGUUUUCCUCGCCGAAAAGGAUGACGUACAUUUUGAUAAUUUUGCCAAAGCACUUUGGUGGGGAGUGAUCACGUUAUGUACUGUAGGAUACGGUGAUGCUGUUCCAAAAACUUGGCAGGGAAAAAUCAUCGCAUCCUUUUGUGCCCUACUCGGAAUAUCUUUCUUUGCCUUACCAGCUGGCAUCUUGGGAUCCGGCUUUGCUCUAAAAGUCCAGCAGCAACAGAGGCAAAAGCACAUGAUUCGCAGAAGGCAACCGGCUGCGAGUCUCAUUCAAGCGCUUUGGCGAUGUUAUGCCGCUGAUGAACAAAGUGCCAGUGUUGCCACUUGGAAAAUUCAUCAAAUUCCACUUCCUAGCCCUCCAGGAAGUCGAGUUUCUUCUAGUUUUAAGCAAAACGCAUCAUUCGUCAGUCGUCUUCCAACCAUUCGAAGGCACAAGAGUACAUCAUUACACAGUCCCAAUUUAUACAAAUCAGUUCAUCCGAGUUACACGAAUAGAGGAAAUGUUACGAGGGGAUUCACCGAUUUUAUAUCAUCAGCUGAAAACUUAGGUGGUCCAACUAAUAUGAACAAUAAUAAUGGUCACAAUAACAACGAAACUGGGUCUGGAAUAAAUGCAAGUUACUCGGAAGAUUCAGUGACAGAAACGGCCUUACUGAAGAAGAAUUCUGACGGCUUUCUUGGGGCUGUUUCCUGCGAAGCAGUAAAGUGCCGGAUUGGAAGAUCGUCAUCUACACUUGAACUUCGUGAGCUGCGCAUCGACGGACUGAUCGGUCGUCUAGGGGAAACUUCCACCCUGCCACUAGCACUUGCUGGUCUAGUGUCCCCGCUUCCCCCUCUACCGGAACUACUAGGGUCGCCGACCUCCCCGAAUACAUCUCCGACUUCCGAAAAGAAUGAAGACGACGAACCUCGACGGUGUGUUCAAUUGACAAAUCAACAUAAAGGUGCUAUUAGGGCUAUUCGAAAGCUGAGAUACUUUGUGGCACGGAAGAAAUUCAGGGAAGCCUUAAAGCCCUAUGAUGUAAAGGAUGUGAUCGAACAAUACAGCUCGGGACAUGCGGAUCUCCUGAAUCGCGUACGAAACCUUCAGUUCAGGUUAGAUCAAAUUUUGGGUAAACAAGGUUCUAAAGCCAAAGAUGUCUAUGCUUCGAAAACGAGUUUAGCGUCACGAGUUGUCACUAUCGAGAGACAGGUCGAUGACAUCGAGGCCAAACUUGAUCAGUUGUUAGAGCUCUAUAUGGAGGAUAGAAAACGACUUUUGGCACUACCGAUACCUGAACCCGAAUAUCAAUCCGUUAAUGUACAGGAGCCACCGAGCAUGUCGACUGUACUAAAGCCGAUUUUAGUAGAUAAACAAUUAUCCGAGCCGAGUUCACCGACCACCACUUCUUUUCGAGAAAACGAAAAGCAAAAACCGAGACCGAUACAUCGGGGACACUCGGAUCUUUCCAGUCGAGUGAAAAAACGAGUCACUUUAAGUUCAAUUCCUUCGCAUUUUGCACCUCCCAUUGAUCCUAGAGCAGUCAAGUCGAGUACAAAGUAUCAAAUAACGCCUCACCGACAAGGUGAAGUGGUGAUCACGGUGCCUACACACUCAGAAGCAGACUCCAAACAUGAGGAUUCUCGCGUCUUCGGGAUUUCCGGUUUGCCUCAAAGCACAACUGAAUCUGCUGGUACGAUGGAAAAUUCGCCACCGUCGGAUAUUGAUGUUGAGUAUGAGGAAGAGGAAGAAGAAGAAGAGGAAACCUCUUGUGAAAACAUGGCCUUGCUAGGAACAACAAGGACUCAAAUUAUAGUGACUCCUAGUAUGAGUCCGGGUCAAAGUGCAAGCGACCUAACUUUGAUUGAACAAUCUAGGGAUUUGGACUUUCACGACCCCCACUCACGUUCCUAGCCGUAAAAUACAUUGGGAGAACUCUUGACAAAUCCACUUGUGUCGUACGUCAAUGACUAUGUCCGCGAAUGAAUGCAUGAUGCAUUGAUUCUAUAUGCACACACGGGAUUUCAAAUCAACUCUUUCCACCGAAAAUAUAUAUAUAUAUAUAUAUGGCCUUUUCUCCUCUCUAACAGAGCUCUUCACUUCAACGAUAUAUGACAGGAGAGAACUAAUUGAGUGAAGAAGAAAAAAAAACGUGAAAGGAUCAUCAAGAAAAUGUGCAAACAUUUUCCCAUCGGAAUAUUAAUAUUUCAAUUCUCAUAACUGUCUUCGCGGUGAGAAGGAGAAAAAACACCCGUUAGUUACAAAUUAUUCAAAUAAAAUAUGACAAAAUUGUCAUAUUGUGUUUGUUUGUGUCAUAUAUGUGUUUUUUGAGAAAAAAUUUCCUUAAUUAAACCAUAAAUUUAAAAAUUCAAUUUAAGAAUAUAAAAACUAAAAUCGAUUUUAAUUGAAUAAUUUGUAACAUGUUUUUCCCCACGUUGCUAAUUAUGAUGAAAUAAAUGUGCAAAUGAACAAUUUGUAAAGACUUGAGGAUUUGCCUCGAAUAUUUUAUUUUAAAAGGUAAACUUGUAAAUAGAAAACGCUUAAAAAAAUUAUAUGCUUUCAAUGAAAGUAAAACAAAAAAAAGUGUCGCAAAUCUGAGGCAAUCAGCGAUUUAAUUUUUGAGUUUUAUGGGAUUUUUCACUUUUAGGAUUUUCGAGAUUAUACAUUUAUUUAAAUACUUAAAUAUAGAUUUGAUUGCUAAUCCGUACGAAUUAAUAUACGAAAACACCAAUUAAAUUAAAUACUUCUCGCUUAUCGCGAUUUAUAUAAUAAACGUAAAAAAAAGAAAAAAAAAAUUGCAACCAAAUUGCGUUAGUAUUUUAUUCUCUGCUGUAAGACCAAUGCCAGAUUUGACAAGAUUUCAACGGUUUUUCAUACUAUAAACUGCAACGCUUUUUUUCUCAUUAAUCCAAUGAUGAAUUCAUGUAAAUUAUUUUUAUUUAUUUUUUAUUAGAUUAUUUUAUAUUAUCUUCUAAGAGCGUUUAUACUAUUAAAUAAAUAAAACUAAAAUGCAAAAACUAAUAAUAUAAAGAAAAAAUAAAGUAAUUAAUACAUUAAAGGAACAUUAUAAAUUUAAAUAAUAUACAAGCAUUUAUAUAUGAAUAAAAAUUUAAGAUAUAAAAGUCCAAUUGAAAAAUUAUAUACAUAAUUACUUUAAAUUCUAUAUAAACCCAAAAAAAAAUUAAAACGUACAAAUAAACAAAAAUUAUUAACUUAUAAGAAUUAAAUAAUUCAAUUACAACUAAAUUAAAAAAGUUAAUAAUCAAAAAUUCAUCUAUUUAUUAAUAUAAAUUGAGUUUAUUAUUUUUGGUAAAAAAACAAUAUUUAAUGGAUUAUUGAGAAAAGAAGCGUCAACUGGUGAAACAAAAAUUACACAAUAAAAAUUAACUUAGGGCACAAAAAAGACGCUUAUAUUAUAUUUACAUAAUGUUGCGAUAAACAUACAUAGCCUAUACUACUGAUCUUAUAAUAUGUUAUUCGUAUAAUAUUAUACGAUAUUGUAGAGAGUAUUAUAACGCAAGUCCUAUCCGAAUUUAGAAAGAAAAAAUUUAUUGAAUUUCAUUUUCAUAGCCCAAAGAAUGUUUCUUAUAAUAAUGAAAAAUUUUUGAUCCCCAAAAAAACGAAACAAAUGAAUAUUCCUUCAAUGAGAUGAAAAAGGCCUUUGCUUUACAGAUUUGUGGGAUCAUAACUUUUAGAUGAAAAAUAAAAUAAAGCGAGCUAUUUAAUCGUAUUUUCAAUGUACAGAUAUAAUAAGUAAUCUAUGUACAUUUUUCGUCCAACGCGAAAUAAAAUCAUUCAAUAAAUAUUUAAAAGUCAUUUUUUUGGGCAAAAUAAAAUUUUACUUAUAUAUUUACGGAUAAUAUUAUUAAAUAAACAAAAAACUAUUAUAUUAUUUGUUAAUUUGCUAAUAAUUUAGUAUACAAAUUUUUUACAUUCACUUAAAAAAGUUUUCUAAUAAUUAUUAAACAUUAAAAACUUUUUAUAGGAAUAUUUAAAUUCGGAAAAAAUUGUACUUAAUUUAUUGAAUGAUUUUUAAAUUAAAAAUCCUUUUGUGGAUCGUUCAUUGUAUAACAUUCCAUUGCUACGUAUUAUUAUAUUAUACGUUUGUAAAAAAAAUACGCAUACAAUAUACUUGCUACAUAUUUUCUUCUCAGGCAGUAGAAUUUCGAAAUAUAUUUAUAAUGAAAGAAAGUGAUUAUCUUUUUGAGAUUUCCACUUGGGUGAAAGGGAAUAAUUAUACUUUAAUGUUCUAACUUGAAACAAUCCUUCUCUGCUAUUUAAUUUAUUUAAUAUUUUUGUUUUUUAAAAUACUUUAUUUUUUUUAAAUUAACAAUAAAUGUAUUUUUAUUCAUUUAUUAUUUAUCGUAUUUGUAAAUAAUUCAUUUUCUGCACUCUUUGGUGACAGAAAAAUUCUUUUAAAAAAUUAUUGCUUAACGAUUAACGUUUUUAUUGAAACAACAAUUAUUGUUUUAUAUUCCCGAAAAAAUCGUAUAUUCGUCCACGAAAAAAUCCAACAGCAUAUAUAGAGUUCUUAAUGCUUGAAAAAAAAUCGUGACUGCGAAUAAUUGGAAAAAAUCGUCCGCACAAUUCAAAGCUUAAAAGACCAGACAAAACUGGAAUGAAAGCCAGCACAAUAAAGCGUGAUUAAUAACGAAAAAUAUUUCCAUUUCUCUUUUGUAAAAACAAAAAAAAAAUACACAAAAUUCCUAACUUAUUUUAUAAAUCGAAAAAACAUGCGUUCGAUAAAAAAGCAAUUGUUCCUUAUUAAAUUUCUACGAUUAUUUGUUUAUCUUCUAAAAUUGAACGCGAAAUUGACUCUUAUAAAAGUAAUUUUUUUGAAUUAAUUUCUUAUUUAAAUGAUCAGAAGCAAUAAAAAAAAAUUGUUUAUUUAAAAUAAUAGAAACAAAUUUUCUAUAUACGUCAUUUACAUAGCUUCAGAGGGACCAGGGAAAAGCGUUGUAUAGUUUUCAUUAUUCCUCGCAAAUCUCAAAUAAUGGAUCUGAUCUUUAGAAUUUUUCAUCAAAACGACAAACACACUUUGUAUAUUGUGCAUCGAAAUCUACGAAUGUCAAACCAUUUUUCACAAGUCGGCUUUUAACGUUUUUUAAUUAUUAUCUAUUUAUUAUCAUUCAAUCAUUAUCAUUAUAAUUAUAUAACGAGCGCAUUAAAAUACAUUUAGCAACGAAAAUUUUAAUAAUGUUUAAUAACUUCUUUAUUCAGCUGAUGAUCGAGAGAGAAAGAGAGAAAGAGAUGUAAGAUAAAACAAAAAAUAAACCAAAAAAAAGAAAGAAAAGAGGAAUAACACACUGCGGUGCAGAGUAAUUUAAAUACCUAUUGUAUUAAUUAGAAAAAAAUGCAGAUUUCAAAAGUUUCGUCAAUUCCUCUAUUGCGGAGGUAUUUAUAAGGGUCAAAUUGGAGAAAUUAAUUAGAAGAUUAUAAUGUAUGUAAUUUAAAACUGGAACACCAAAUUGACAAAAAAAAGAAGAAAGAGCGAAAUAGAAAAAACUUAAGCGAUCAAAAAGAAGAACCUUGUAAACAAUUGAAACGAAGGAUUUGAAAAUCUGAAUAAAUAUAUACAUUUAUUUUAUAAAA
Messenger RNA from Leptopilina boulardi, 6805 nucleotides. RefSeq names its product potassium voltage-gated channel subfamily KQT member 1-like. Gene Ontology annotation, biological process: potassium ion transport; transmembrane transport. Lineage: Eukaryota; Metazoa; Arthropoda; Insecta; Hymenoptera; Figitidae. The record is from RefSeq and is a predicted model, not a curated record. Gene Ontology annotation, molecular function: voltage-gated potassium channel activity. Bases 437 to 3127 code for a protein of 896 amino acids. The transcript has 19 exons. Gene Ontology annotation, cellular component: membrane.